This is a messenger RNA of Echinococcus granulosus, 336 nucleotides long. RefSeq lists its product as hypothetical. NCBI's taxonomy places the organism in Eukaryota, Metazoa, Platyhelminthes, Cestoda, Cyclophyllidea, Taeniidae. Gene Ontology annotation, molecular function: nucleic acid binding. The coding region runs from base 1 to 336 and encodes 111 amino acids. The record is from RefSeq and is a predicted model, not a curated record. The transcript is spliced from 2 exons.
AUGGCUGCCUCCCAAGCAAUUGAUCCGGCUUCGACUCCCGGCACAAGCGAACAAUUUCCUACUCCCUACCUCUAUUCCCUUAAUAAUGGGUUUCAUCAAUUCAUGCACCUCUGCCAUAUGUUGGUGGAUCUAAACGCCUUUACUCUGGCGGCUUUCUAUGACGUCGAUUCCAUCCAUCAGUUGGAUGUUGAUGGCUUUUCGCCAAUGGCAAGAGAGAAGGACAUUCACGACCUCUUUGGUCCAUUUGAUACAGCUAAAGGGAGGGUAUAUAAACGAUUUCACAGAGCCUUCGUGGAUUUCUCUACUCCAGAGGGGCUCUCAGUAGCAGUGGCAUAG